AUGGCGAGUCCGAUCUGGUACGGUGCUUAUUGUACGCCCGGUUUGCAGCAGACGCCCAGUCCGUUCGUGCAGGCCACUGCGUUUGUGCAGCCGGGCCUGCUGGUGCAGUGCCCAAAUUGCGCUGCUCGUUUUCACGUGCCCGCCGGUGCUGCCAGUUUCGCUCCACCGUUCACACAUUCACAGUUUUUACGAGGCGCAACGCCGUACGCUCGUUCAUCUGCUGUGUCAAUGUUUCAACAGCAACCACAGUACCAUCCUGAACAGUUUUUUCCGCAAACUGCAGCGCAGAGUUUCGUCCGACCGCCGUCGCCGUACAACCCCGAGCGGCCUCAGCAUUUGAAUCUGGCCCUUGCUGCACAUUCCAGUGGCUGGCGAUACGCACCGCAGAGUGUCAGUGGCCAGAAUACGGUCGGUCGUGUCCGCGAGCUCAUCAUCGAUAUUCUUACUUCACCUGAAUGUGAGUUUGGUAUAACGAGCUCACGGCUGCUUGCUUUGCUGAAACAUGCGUGCGUUACGCACGGAGUAUCGAACUUGCCCCCAACAGUUGAAGCCUUCGAGAAUUUCCUGGACUAUCACAUGGCCGAUUAUGUUGAGGGAGGGGAUGGUAUUUAUCGUUAUCGUCGUCCAAGAAUAUCCAUUCAGGAGACAGGAACCGCAAAUUCGCCUGUUACAGGCCCAAGCCGUAUUGGAACUCCUUUAGGGGUUUCCCCGUCGAAUGACGCCUCUCAUAAAUGCACGAAUGUGGCACCUGUCGUGACGGAGCGUGAAAAUGUGAAAACACCGCCACAGACGGAAAAGUCACACGUUGAGGAGAACGUUUUGGCGGCUGAAGGCGUACCCGAACAACAGGAAAUGGUUGUACGAAGGGGCGAGGAGGAGUGUAAAAUGAGUGAUGCGAGAGCAGCGGGCGACACGACUGCAUCUUCUGGAAAUGAUGUGAGUAUAUUCAGUGCUGUUUAG
Molecule: messenger RNA, 960 nt
Organism: Gongylonema pulchrum
Lineage: Eukaryota; Metazoa; Nematoda; Chromadorea; Rhabditida; Gongylonematidae
Source: the annotation of a GenBank genome assembly